Messenger RNA from Selaginella moellendorffii, 2035 nucleotides. Its product is annotated as translation factor GUF1 homolog, mitochondrial. Gene Ontology annotation, biological process: positive regulation of translation. The transcript has 11 exons. The record is from RefSeq and is a predicted model, not a curated record. Gene Ontology annotation, cellular component: mitochondrion. NCBI's taxonomy places the organism in Eukaryota, Viridiplantae, Streptophyta, Lycopodiopsida, Selaginellales, Selaginellaceae. The coding region runs from base 4 to 1941 and encodes 645 amino acids. Gene Ontology annotation, molecular function: GTP binding; GTPase activity; mitochondrial ribosome binding.
UGAAUGGCAGCAUGGCGGGGGUUGCAUCGCCGCUUUGCGCCUAGGAUCAGGCCAGCAGCAUUCGCAUGGAGCGCGCGAUGGAGCUCCAAUGCAGCCAGUGCCGCCGCUAAGAACAUCGAUCUCAGCAAGUUCCCGGUGUCGCUGAUCAGGAAUUUCUCCAUCAUCGCACACAUUGACCAUGGCAAGUCGACCCUCGCGGAUCGAUUGCUGGAGCUCACCGGAACGAUACAGAAGGGUAAAGGCCAGCCGCAGUAUCUCGACAAGCUCCAGGUGGAACGGGAACGAGGUAUUACUGUGAAAGCACAGACUGCCACCAUGUUCUACGACCUCAAGAACGAAGAUGAUGGUUCUUCCGAGCAGUACCUUUUGAAUCUUAUCGACACACCGGGUCACGUCGACUUUAGCUACGAGGUUUCUCGAUCGCUCGCUGCUUGCCAAGGUGUGCUCCUGGUGGUGGACGCGACGCAGGGCAUUCAAGCACAGACAGUGGCCAACUUCUACUUGGCUUUCGAGGCCAACUUGACGAUCAUUCCUGUGAUCAACAAGAUCGACCAGGCGACUGCUGAUCCAGAGAGAGUGAAAGCGCAGCUCAAGACCAUGUUUGAUCUGGAACCCGAGGAUGCACUGCUUACCUCUGCAAAGACUGGGCAAGGACUCUCGGAGGUUUUACCGGCGGUCAUCAAACGAAUUCCUCCUCCGACUGGUAGAUGCCAUUUGCCACUGCGAAUGCUCAUCCUGGAUUCUUACUUCGAUGAGUACCGGGGUGUCAUUUGCAAUGGUGCCGUGGUGGACGGAUCCAUCAAGAAAGGUGACAGGAUAGCCUCGGUAGCGACCGGUCAGACUUAUGACGUUCUCGACACUGGAAUUCUACAUCCGGAGCUAACGUCGACUGGAAUGCUUCAAACCGGCCAAGUUGGAUACUUGAUUGCGGGGUUGAAAGCUACGCAAGAAGCACGGGUUGGAGAUACUAUGCAUCAUGCGAAUGUGUCUGUUGAAGCUCUUCCUGGUUUCAAGCCUGCGAAGCAUAUGGUUUUUGCUGGCAUUUAUCCGGCUGAUGGAUCAGAUUUCGAAGCUCUGGCUCAAGCCAUGGAACGGCUCACAUGCAACGAUGCUAGUGUUAGCGCUACCAAAGAAACGAGUGCUGCCUUGGGCAUUGGGUUCAGGUGUGGCUUCCUUGGACUUCUUCACAUGGAUGUGUUUCAUCAGCGGCUAGAGCAGGAAUUUGGAGCCCAAGUCAUAGCAACAGCUCCAACCGUGCCUUACAUUUUUGAGUUUCAAGAUGGGAGCAAACUAAAUGUCCAAAAUCCAGCGCUCUUACCUUCCCAGCCAGCUCAGAAAAUAGUUUCCGCUAUGGAACCAGUCGUGGUUGCGACGAUUAUUACACCUAGUGAGCAUGUUGGAGCUCUGAUCACUCUUUGUUCAGAUCGAAGGGGUGAACAGCUUGAGUUUUCCUACAUUGACAGCCAGCGGGCAUUACUAAAGUAUCGGCUUCCCUUGCGUGAAGUGGUCGUCGAUUUUUACAGUGUGCUCAAGAGUAUCACUUCUGGCUAUGCUUCCUUUGACUACGACGAUGACGGCUACCAGGAAGCGGACCUUGUGAAAGUCGACGUGCUGCUCAAUGGUCAGGCAGUGGACGCUCUUUCCACCAUAGUUCACCAGGCCAAAUCCGUGAGAACUGGUCGAGAGAUUGUGGACAAGCUAAAGAAAGUUCUUGACAGGCAAAUGUUCGAGGUAACGAUACAGGCAGCAGUAGGAAGCAAAGUUAUAGCUCGAGAAUCGAUUUCUGCUUUGAGGAAGAAUGUGUUGGCCAAGUGUUAUGGAGGGGACGUAACACGAAAGAGGAAAUUACUAGACAAGCAAAAGGAAGGGAAGAAGCGAAUGAAACGCUUUGGCUCGGUGGACAUACCACAAGAGGCAUUCCACGACCUCUUAAAGCAGUGAGAGAGCGCGAAACGCCGCCACGUGGCGGCAGGCAGUUGGAGCAGUAAAAUUUUGAAAUUUGUUAUCCCGCCGAGUUGGGCGGAGUUAAAAGCGC